This is a messenger RNA of Rangifer tarandus platyrhynchus (Svalbard reindeer), 633 nucleotides long. The record is from the annotation of a GenBank genome assembly. NCBI's taxonomy places the organism in Eukaryota, Metazoa, Chordata, Mammalia, Artiodactyla, Cervidae.
AUGCGCUGGGCGCCCCCCUCCUGCGCCCCGGUCCCCCAGCUCUGCCCCUGCGGCUCUCUCUUCAGAUCGGACAUGGCUCGGGAGCCCAGGCCCAGCGCUGCCCGGCGGGGCCGGAAGAGGCCAUGGGGCACAGCCGUCUCCCGCCGCAGCUACAGCCUGGACUACCAGCUACACCGGGAAGAUGGCGCCUGCAGGGUGUACCAACACCAGGGGGUCCCUCCUCUCCUCCACCGUGUGCCUGUCAGGAUCCGGAGGGCCCACCUGGGCACGGGGGCCAAGGGCCGCUUCAGUCCCCACAGGGCCCCCAGGAAGAGCCAGCUGCCCCCCGAGACAAAGCUCCAGACCGAGGAGCUGCACCGCCUCAGGGCCGAGCUGAGCCACAUCAAGGCCCAGGUGGACCGCCUGCUGCAGCGCGUGGAGCUCAUGGAACAGCGGAGGGACCAGCUUCCAGGGACAGAGGUCUGUGAACCGAACAGGGGCUCUGGGAGUCAGGGGUCCUUAUGCAGAACCACCGAACCGAGGCAGGAGCCCAGAGGCCCGAGGGCCCUUCUGGAGGCGGACGGCUCCCAGGAGCACACAGACCCGGAGGACGCGGUCAAGAAUCAGGCAUCAGACCAGGAGGGCUGUCAGUAG